Lotus japonicus is the source of this 2285-nucleotide messenger RNA. RefSeq names its product sodium transporter HKT1-like. The record is from RefSeq and is a predicted model, not a curated record. The transcript has 3 exons. Lineage: Eukaryota; Viridiplantae; Streptophyta; Magnoliopsida; Fabales; Fabaceae. Gene Ontology annotation, molecular function: sodium ion transmembrane transporter activity. Gene Ontology annotation, biological process: monoatomic cation transport; transmembrane transport. The coding region runs from base 223 to 1860 and encodes 545 amino acids. Gene Ontology annotation, cellular component: plasma membrane.
GAGUAUGUGUUCACAUUGAACAUGCAAAGUUUAUUGGUGUUGAGUGUCCGCAUCACACCAAGGUAAGAGAUUCCAGCCACACACUCCCAGGGAAGAUUUCCUUAUGAUAUUUCAUGCAUGCCAUCUCAUGCUUUUGCAUGACCUAUUAGAAGCUUAUAACCGUGAGGAACUGGAAGAGGACACACUGCACAAACAACAAUUUUGUUUUCUCAUUCUUCAUCAAUGGCUUCCCGCUUGACUUAUAUCCAGGCCAAAGCUGUUCUUCAAUUACACCCAAGGAUGAUAAAUUUUGCCUACUUUGGCAGAAAGCUUGAGCCUUUUUGCAGUUCUUUCCUGCACAACUUCAACUUCCAUGCAUCCUUGGCUCGUUUCUUAUCCUUUCAAUUCAACCCUUUCUUUGUCCAACUUUGCUAUUUCUUGAUCCUUUCUCUGUUUGGUUACAUGGGCCUCAAGGUCUCAAACCCAAGGUCCCCUGUUAGGCUCAAUGACCUUGAUCUGUUUUACACCUCUGUUUCUGCUUCCACAGUGUCUAGCAUGUCAGCCUUAGAAAUGGAGGUUUUCUCCAAUUCGCAGCUCAUUAUUCUCACCUUUCUCAUGUUACUUGGUGGGGAAGUUUUUAUUUCCUUUCUCCAACUCGUGUUUACAAGGUUCAAAUAUAGCACCACUCUUUCAAUGAAACAAGAUUCCUCAUUUAAGGCCAAUCAAAUUGAGCUUGGUUUAGUUUCUGUUUCUCACUCAGAAAACCAUAAACCCAAUCAAGUUGAGUCCUUCAACGAUAGAGAGAGACUUAAGUAUAAUUCUCUUAAGUGUUUGAGUCAUGUUGUGUUGAGUUACCUUAUUGUGGUUCAUUUUGUUGGUGUUGGUUUGGUCUCUUUGUACAUAUUGUUGAUACCAAGUGUGAGACAAGUACUAGAAAAAAAAGGCAUCAAAUUGCAAACAUUUUCUUUCUUCACCAUAGUUUCCACUUUUGCCAAUUGUGGUUUUGUUCCAACCAAUGAAAACAUGGUUGUUUUCAAGAAGAAUUCAGGGCUUCUCAUCCUUCUCCUCCCACUUGUCUUUCUGGGUAACACCCUUUACCCACCAUGUUUGAGGCUUGUCAUAAAGCUUCUGAAAAAAGGUACCGGAAGAGAGGAAUUCUCGUACUUGCUGAAGAAUUCGAAAGAGAUGGGUUAUGGCCAUUUGCUCUCUGGUCUUCAUUGCUGGCUCCUGCUUGUUACUGUUUUUGGGUUCAAUAUGGUGCAAUUUAUAAUGUUGUGCUCCAUGGAGCGGAACUCCAAAAGUAUGGAGGGUUUAAAUCUAUAUGGGAAAUUGGUUGCUUCUUUGUUUCAAGUUACAAAUACGAGACAUGCUGGUGAAUCUGUUUUUGAUCUCUCCACAGUCUCUUCAGCCAUAUUGGUGCUCUUCAUUGUCAUGAUGUACCUUCCACCAUACACUACAUUUUUAUCUGUAAGGGACCAAGAAAAUAAUGCCAAGAGAGAAGAAAAAAGCAUAGUGGAGUGUCUUGUAUUCUCUCAAAUCUCUUACUUGGUUAUUUUCAUCAUUCUGAUUUGCAUCACUGAGAGAGAAAGCUUGAAAGAGGAUCCCCUCAACUUUAAUGUCCUGAACAUCACCCUAGAAGUCAUCAGUGCAUAUGGGAACGUGGGAUUCUCAACAGGGUAUAGCUGCGCAAGGCAAUUGAAACCUGAUGCUAUGUGCAGAGAUUCAUGGGUUGGAUUUUCUGGUAGGUGGAGCACUAAAGGCAAGUCGAUCCUCAUCUUUGUCAUGUUCUUUGGGAGGCUCAAGCAAUUCAAUAUGAAUGGUGGCAAACCCUGGCAUCAAUCCAAGCAUAUACCUAACAGCACAAAUGCUUCGCAAACAUGAAUAAUUUUACUCUAUAUAUAUAGUCGAGCAAGUUUUGUCCUCAAGCGCCUACAAGCAUAUAGCUUUAUAGCGUGUUUGGUUUUAUGGUAGAAAGCAUCAGCUUAUGAUAACUUUUGCUCUGUCCAAUCAUGCUAUCGGUAAAGGGGUAAAUAGUAACAAAUGCUAUUUGCAUGAAGAGUUGCAAUACUUACAAUACGAGUAAUGUUUCAUCCACACCUCUCUUUUGAGGUGGAGAGGUGGAAUGGUGAGAUAGAUAGGAAGAAAAGAAAAAGUAAGAGAGAGAAAAUAUGAGAUGUGAUAAAUGAUAAGAUGAGAGAGAUAGAAAUAAAAAGAGGUGAAAAUGGAGUGUUUAAAAAAUGAGGUGUGUAUAUAUCAUUACUCAGUUUGGAUAUGAUACAUGAGCUGAAGUGGACCAAUUAAACAAA